This is a messenger RNA of Sitodiplosis mosellana (orange wheat blossom midge), 1616 nucleotides long. Its product is annotated as zinc finger protein OZF-like. The record is from RefSeq and is a predicted model, not a curated record. NCBI's taxonomy places the organism in Eukaryota, Metazoa, Arthropoda, Insecta, Diptera, Cecidomyiidae. Gene Ontology annotation, biological process: regulation of transcription by RNA polymerase II. Gene Ontology annotation, molecular function: DNA-binding transcription factor activity; RNA polymerase II cis-regulatory region sequence-specific DNA binding. The transcript has 2 exons. Bases 86 to 1225 code for a protein of 379 amino acids.
GUCGGUCAUUCAAAGGAGAAACACACAACAACACGUACUCAUUUCAAUUGGCAAACGAAAAAAAUACCCAAAAUUGGCAUUGGCUAUGGAUAUGGAUCCAGGCGAAGGUACUUCGGAUGGUCGUGUGAAACGUAAACCAAACAGUUCUGAAGUGGAAAUCAAACAAGAGCCAGACAUCAAGGAGGAACCAUCGGAAGGCAAUGAAUUUGGUUUGGUAGCACGAUCGAAUGAAAGAUUGGAAGCAGAUGCAGAGACUGCGACAUCGCACAUCGAAUCAGUGGACGAGUCUGAAUCGGAUUCUGAUCGCCACUUUCAUUUGGAUGGUGUGAAAGAGGAGGUGAAGUGUGAAGAAGAGAAGCCAGAAAAAGGGAAAGGCUUUUCAGCGCAUUCAGGAUCGUAUGGAAAUGAGCCAAAUGCUCAUGGUGAUCAAGGUGGUGAACCAAACUUCACUUGCAAGGGACUAAAUUCGGGCGCAAAGGGAAAGAGACAGGAUGGAUCGAGAAAGCAAAACAAACGGAAUAUUCCGAGGAAUGAGGCGCCAAAGAAACGAACGGAGCACCAGUGUCACGUGUGUGGUUAUGUUGCAUCGCAGAAAGGGAAUCUCACCAGACACAUUCGCAUUCACACAGGCGACAAGCCUCACAAAUGCGAAGAUUGUUCGAAAAGUUUUGCAUGCAAAAGCAACAUGAUUCAACACAAGAAAACCCACAGCGGAGAAAAGCAAUUCGAAUGCCCCGUUUGUUCCAAAUCAUUUGCACGGAAAUACAAUUUGAAUGUUCACUUGCGAACUCACUCUGAUGAUCUUCCCCUUUCUUGUCUGAAAUGUGGGCAACGAUUCGCUCAAGAAGAGGCCAAACAAUCGCAUGAAAAGCGCUGCGAUCAACGUCGAUUCGAAUGUUAUCUCUGCGAAUUCAAAAAUUUCCACAAAGUCAAUCUGAAGAGCCACAUGCACGCAAAACACACCGGCGAACAUCAAUUUCAAUGUAAAAUAUGCGGGAAGAAAUUCAUCCAAAAGGGCCAUCUCAAUCAACAUUUAGCCACCCAUCGCGAUCAAUUCCCAUUCAGAUGUUUCAAGUGUCGCCGGGGAUUCACAAUGGAAGAGGAUAAAACAGCUCAUGAAAAGAUCUGCGGCCAUCGUCAGCAUCAGUGUUACAUUUGCAAAGUUUUCAAGAUACAUACAACCAAUCUACGAAAUCACAUGCGAGCGCAUCACACGCGCAAAUAGCCGUUCCAUUGCAAAUCGUGCAAGGCGCGUUUUGUACAGAAAAUCAACGCCAUUAUUCAUAUGAAAAGGCGUCAUCGUUCAACGAAAUAAGGAGGCAUUACAGUAUUCUACGGUCCAGUAGUAUCAUUUGAAUCAAAACUAUUCCAUGAAGACGACAACAAACACCGAACUUCUAGCUUCAUUUCGGUAUAAAUUCCAACAUUGAUCAAAAUAUCCAGAAGUACAACGAUUUUAAUCGAAAAUAAAUUAAUUUCAUCGUUUGUAGGAAGAAAAACAUGAGAUUGAAUAAAAUUUCGAAUUUAAAAUAAUCGACACCCUGCUAUCUUCAUGUCAGUGAGGAAUUACCUUCAGAGCAACGGGCAAAUAAAAUGAAACUCUCCAAAUAUUCCAA